Molecule: messenger RNA, 1746 nt
Organism: Arachis stenosperma
Lineage: Eukaryota; Viridiplantae; Streptophyta; Magnoliopsida; Fabales; Fabaceae
Exons: 1
Coding region: 1-1746 (581 amino acids)
Biological process (GO): DNA integration
Molecular function (GO): nucleic acid binding; RNA-DNA hybrid ribonuclease activity
Source: RefSeq, a predicted model, not a curated record
AUGGCGUUCGAGUGGACGCCCACAUGUGAGGAAGCCUUUCGGCACUUCAAGGAAAUCCUGGCGGCUCCACCUGUGCUCGGGAAGCCAAAGGACGGGGAGCCGUUAUACCUAUACCUCGCCAUAACAGGAGAAACCCUGGCCGCAGUUCUGGUGCGGGAAGAAGGGAGGGCUCAGCAACCAAUCUAUUUCAUAAGCACAGCCCUGCAAGGGGCAGAGUUAAGGUACAGCAAACUGGAAAAGUUAGCUCUAGCACUCUUGACCUCCUCACGAAGGUUAAAGCAAUAUUUCCAAAGUCACCAGAUUGUCGUAAGAACGGACCAGGGAAUCCGGCAAGUACUUCAAAAACCCGACUUGGCGGGAAGAAUGAUGACUUGGUCCAUCGAACUUUCCCAAUACGACAUACGAUACGAACCCCGACAAGCCAUCAAGGCGCAGGCGAUGGCAGAUUUUCCGGUAGAAGUAACGGGGGAUCCAACCGAAGAGACGAGCACACGGUGGAAGCUCCACGUGGAUGGAGCCUCCAACCAGACAUUUGGGGGUGCCGGGAUCAUCCUGGAAAGCCCGGUUGGGGUAGUAUACGAGCAGUCGAUCAGGUUCGAAUUUCCCAUCUCGAACAACCAGGCAGAAUACGAAGCCCUUAUAGGGGGCUUAACCCUAGCGGCGGAAGUCGGAGCAACAAGGCUGGAAAUAUGCAGCGAUUCUCAGGUCGUCACCUCCCAGGUAAACGGGAGCUACCAAGCCAAAGACUCGUUGUUACAAAAGUACUUGGAAAAAGUAAAAAACUUAAGCCAAAAAUUUGAGGAGGUCACGGUCCACCACGUUCCUAGAGAAAGGAACACACGGGCAGAUCUCCUAUCAAAAUUGGCCAGCACUAAACCGGGAGAAGGCAACCAGUCUCUCAUCCAAGGUAUGACGAGAGAGCCAGCGGUCACUUUGCACGUGUCAAGGCUGGGCUCUUCAUGGCUAGACCCUAUCACCAGCUUCCUAGAAAAUGGCAAACUCCCUGACGACGAAAAGGACGCGGCAAAACUGAGAAGGGAAGCAACCAAAUACGCGGUCAUCCAAGGACAGCUAUUCAAGAAAGGACUCAACCAGCCCCUGCUGAAGUGCUUACACCCCGACCAAACGGACUACGUCCUCAGGGAAGUCCAUGAAGGCUGCUGCGGACACCACAUAGGAGGUAAGGCCCUGGCAAGAAAAUUAAUUCGAGCCGGAUACUAUUGGCCGUCAAUGAUGGCAGACUCCAUGGAGUUCUUAAAAAAAUGUGUGAAAUGUCAAGAGAACGCCAAUUUCCACAGGGCACCGGCCUCCGAGUUAAGCCUAUUAACGUCCUCCCGGCCAUUCUCUCAAUGGGGAGUCGACCUUUUGGGACCCUUCCCAGUCGGUCCCGGGCAAGUCAAAUAUCUCAUAGUCGCCAUUGAUUACUACACCAAAUGGAUAGAAGCUGAACCGCUAGCUAGCAUAUCCUCAUCCAAUUGCAAGAAAUUCAUGUGGAGGCAGGUGAUAACGCGAUUCAGGAUUCCGGAAGUCGUCAUCUCGGACAACGGCAAGCAGUUUACCGACAAGAAGCUCACGGAAUUCCUCACCGGCCUGGGUAUAAGACAGAGGUUCUCCUCGGUAGAGCACCCCCAAACAAACGGACAGGUGGAGUCCGCGAACAAGAUUAUCCUUUUAGGGCUGAAGAAGCGAUUGGAUAAUAAAAAGGGUGCUUGGGCCGACGAAUUAGCCUCGGUCCUCUGGUCUUAA